AAUAAAUUGCAAAUUGAGAAAAAUGCAGAUAUCUCCAAUGAUCUACAACAAAGCAAAGUCGAACUAGAAACAAUUAAAACGCUUGAUGGACAGGUGUUGUCUAAAAUAUGGAAAAUAGCAGCAUGUGAUGUAGCUUACGCCGGUUCGGAAUCUUCAAAAAUAACAAAUGAAUCGCAAUUGAGAAACAAAAGAGAAGAGGUAUUAAAACAACUGACGGACAAACUAAGACAGUCAAGUGCAAUUAUGUUGGACAACGAAGGGAGAUUGAUGCUGCAGCAUGUUAAAAUACACCUAGUGGAGGAAGUAGAGAUCUUAAGACAGCAGAUUCAAAAGCAAAGGAAACAACAACUUGUGGCAGAAUCUUUCGCAAAUGAAGAAAUUACAAAGCUGGAAGAUGAAAUAGAAGAUCGAAAACGAAAGCAGACUUCAUCCAAAGUCUUCGCCGAAAAAGAUUUAGACAAAAUGGAGUUUCAACUUCAAGACCAAAUAACCAAACGAAGAUCCGUCUGUUUUAAUAUACCACCAAGGUGUCGAAUCAUUAUUCUUUUCCUGAUAUAA
This is a messenger RNA of Mya arenaria, 558 nucleotides long. RefSeq lists its product as uncharacterized. The record is from RefSeq and is a predicted model, not a curated record. The transcript is spliced from 7 exons. NCBI's taxonomy places the organism in Eukaryota, Metazoa, Mollusca, Bivalvia, Myida, Myidae. Bases 244 to 558 code for a protein of 104 amino acids.